AUGGCGUGGACCAAGGGCCGGCAGCGAUUUUCCCUGGAUGAAAGAGAUUCGGGGAGGCUUUUGGGUGGUGCAAUUGCAGGGAUCCAUUCCAUGACAGAUGAGCAUUUUGGCAUAAGCAUCGUAGAGUACAUGGCAGCCGUCACCAUACCAAUUGAGAUGGACAUUGUGUUGGCUGAAGACAGGGAAGCAAACUGGAUUUCUUGCCCAAAAUGUGGAAGAAUAUGCAGAUGCCAUUUCAAAAUAAGAAUGUGGAAACCGAGAGAUUUGAGAUGGCUGCGGCUGCAAUGA
This is a messenger RNA of Ilex paraguariensis (yerba mate), 288 nucleotides long. The record is from the annotation of a GenBank genome assembly. NCBI's taxonomy places the organism in Eukaryota, Viridiplantae, Streptophyta, Magnoliopsida, Aquifoliales, Aquifoliaceae.